GUCCCCUGUUUAUGCGCCCGGCACGACGGUGAAACGGUAUGCACGGCAGGUAUGGAUAUAGACGAGUCAUACCAGCCGUCAUCUGGUCUUUGACGCCGGAAAGUCUGCCAGCAGGGAAGGCUGAGGGUUUUCGGGCGGUCUGCCUGCAUCUGCCCGUGCCCGUGUUGGAAGUCCAACAUGCAUAGCUGCCUUCAUGGCGAUCGGCGUAUAUGAGUCUGCGGGUAUGUAAGUAGAGGGACGGAAUCGUCUCCCUUUCUUAAGUCAUUACAGUUACUACUCUCAUGUUUCUAUUUCGCUGCGAGUUUGUGUGACGAGGCUGGUGAAGCCACUAUUCAAUACAUUUCCUACUCAUGUUUCGAUAAGACUGGCAUGCAGCAUCGAGCCAUUACUAUUGUUAGCUGCCGAUGCGUUGGCUCCUCGGAUACGAUUGCUCUUCAUUCUCCACAGUAGGGCUUUUCUGUUGCGUGGACGACAAAGACGCGGCAUCUACGACGGGUUUCUGUUGCAGAUACGGAGAGAAGGCAUCUAUCACACAGUCUAUCCCAAAAAUUACCCUUACUACUGCGGAGCAGCCAAGGACGAGACUUCACCCGCUCAUGAUAGCCACCCGACAAUCUGCUCAAACACGCCAGCAGUCUUCAAUCGCGCCUCCGCAACCUACAGCGACUCUCACCGUGCCUGUGGCAACUGGUCGAAAGCACAUACAGCCUGAAAUGGCGCAAUCACAAUUCAUGCCGACUCCUCUUCUGCCCACGGCAACUCUCCGGAUGAGUUCAACAGCUACUAACCAAGGUGUGACGACGCCCCGGCUGGAUUCAACUGCCCAACAUCCUUGGAAUCGUCAACGACAGUCGUCCUACGAGCAACCACGCGAGCCCAUAGCACAGCGACAACUGCCGAGUCGGAAACAGCUGCCGUCUUACAAUAUGCCCCCAACUCAAAGACAACUGUCAACUCGUCAACGACAGCCGCCCUACGAUAAUCCCUCUAGUGCAAGACAACCAUCGCCUCGUCAACAGCCGUCAUCCCAAGGGUUGCUAGUAACUCAGCAACCCACCGACCCGGAACAGAUAGCGGCCCUGAAUUUGAAACUUGAAACUUAUCGCCAGAUCAUAGUCGAUCUAAUGAGGCCGACCAUCAGUCAACAAGUGCCCGCAGUCAGUGCUGAACAGAUAAGAACAAGUCUUCGAAAAGCCGUGUCCAAUCCACAACCUCGAACCACGGCCACGCCAUAUCCUGACACUCCACCAUACUCCCCGCCGCCUAAACAAAAUGCUGCAAGUCAGUCACAGAUAAAUCCCGAACGUUUUGAACUGCCUGCGACGAGCCUACAACAAUCCAGGCCCGUCCCACGCAUCAUUACAACUCCACCCUACGUGUAUACGAACCCUUACAGGAAUAAGAGGUCCGAACUUAGUGCAGCAACAGGAAAUCACCACAGGACAAUUUCUCAACCUCAAAUGGAGCGUUCCCAAUGGCCUUCGACGCCGGACCUAUCCGAGGCGCCUUCUCGGACGCUCAGCGGGAAAGAAGUGCCCAAGUCAGAGCCGCCCAGACAGGCUCGUGAUUCCAAUGAUGUCCCUGUGCCACCCGGCUGCUGCAUCCUAGACCGGAGAGCCAUUGAGCGUGGACUGGGUCUGAUGGCGCAGUACUUGCACCAAAACAACGCCGACCUGACCAUCAUUGCCGUCGGCGGGGUGGUCUCUGCGUUCUUCCUCGGCGCCUGGACCACGAGCACCGAUGUCGACGCUCUAGGAUCUACUCUCACCACCGCCCAGCGCAGGUUGCUCGCCAGCGCUGCAUUACACGCUAAAUCUCGCGGCCCCGUGCGGCUGGGCGACGGGUGGUUCAGUGGCGAGAGCGCGAAGGAUAUGCGCCCCGAGGUAGCGCGCGACGUCUACGAACUCUCCAAGCAGCAGAACGACAUUGUGUACUGCAGCGAGGGACUGACGGUCUUGGCGCCGCGGUGGAGUUAUGCAUUUAUGGUGUGCGUGGACCGACUGUCUCGUGGCGUAGGGAGGCCCUAUGAUAUGGGCAAUGCGGUGCUGUAUAUGCAUCAGUACAUCAAGAUCGGGAAGCACAAGCUGAUUCCGAUCUUGGGGAUUAUGAAGUGGGGGGAGGGGUAUGGUUUACAUGUUACCAUGGAGGUACUACGCGUUGUCAAGGCGCAGUAUCUGAGGCAUUAUGAUAGGGAAGCAAUUUCGGAAUGAUUUUAAAUAUCGCUCUUAUAUUUUUGGUUUGCUGCAUUUUAGCUGGUUUCAUAGCAUAAGCGGACCUGGGAUGAUGGAGUAUGCAUUGGGAUUUAGAUGGGCCAGGCCCUUUCUUAGUCUCCUAAAUGAUACCCCAUUCUGUUUUUGAAGUGCUUUGGAAUCUUCAUUUGUGAUGAUAAAAAAACCGGACGGAAGUAU
Pseudogymnoascus destructans is the source of this 2408-nucleotide messenger RNA. RefSeq lists its product as uncharacterized. NCBI's taxonomy places the organism in Eukaryota, Fungi, Ascomycota, Leotiomycetes, Thelebolales, Thelebolaceae. The transcript has a single exon. The record is from RefSeq and is a predicted model, not a curated record. Bases 405 to 2210 code for a protein of 601 amino acids.